This is a messenger RNA of Anoplopoma fimbria (sablefish), 1922 nucleotides long. It is a transcript of the gene arsg, whose product is annotated as arylsulfatase G. Gene Ontology annotation, molecular function: arylsulfatase activity. NCBI's taxonomy places the organism in Eukaryota, Metazoa, Chordata, Actinopteri, Perciformes, Anoplopomatidae. The transcript has 11 exons. Bases 56 to 1678 code for a protein of 540 amino acids. The record is from RefSeq and is a predicted model, not a curated record.
CGGCGGCGCAGCGUGACUUUAGUAGCGGCUCAUACACACGUUAUCUUGACCCGAAAUGGUGGAGGGUCUCACCCUGUUUCUUUUGUCUGGGAUGCUAAUGUGUGGUCUGCUGCUCCACACGGUGUCCCGACAUGGAGCCAGCGUGAAUAAUCCCAGCAAGAAGCCCAAUUUUAUCAUCAUACUGGCAGAUGAUAUUGGCUGGGGUGACCUGGAUGCUAACCGGCCUGAAGAGAAGGCAAACAACACGCCUUACCUCAACCUGAUGGCUGAGCAAGGACUGAGAUUGACAGACUUCCAUUCUCCUGCCUCGACCUGCUCCCCAUCCCGCGCUGCCAUCCUGACAGGCCGCUAUGGCCUGAGAAAUGGUGUGACUCAUAACUUCGCUGUGAGCUCUGUGGCCGGUCUGCCUCUGUCUGAAGUAACCUUGCCCCACCUCCUACAGAAGGCGGGAUAUUACACGGCCAUGAUAGGGAAAUGGCACCUCGGCCACAAUGGACCAUACGGUCCGACUAAGAGAGGUUUUGACUACUACCUUGGUAUUCCCUACAGUAAUGACAUGGGCUGCACUGACAUUCCUGGAUAUAAUUUGCCACAGUGCCCUCCCUGUGACUCACCUGGACCUCAAGUGAUCAGAUUGAAGAGGAGUGUACAUGGAGGCUGUUAUUCCAAAGUGGGCCUUCCUCUGAUUGAAAACAGCACUAUAGUGGACCAGCCGCUUGACCUGUGGACGCUAACGGAGCAAUACACAUCUGCUGCGACCAGGAUUAUACACAAUGCAAGGGAGCGAGGACAGCCGUAUCUCCUCUACAUAGCGUUGGCUCACAUGCAUGUUCCCCUGGCCCCUCCGCUCCCCCCAGAUGCCUCCGCCUCCGCCCAUCGCCCAGAUGACGGCAAAGUGUACGCUGCCAGCCUGCGAGAGAUGGACGGCCUGGUGGGGGCGGUAAAGAGCGCCUCUGAUACCGCAGAUAAAGACAAUACUCUCAUCUGGUUCACUGGUGACAACGGUCCGUGGGAACAGAAGUGCCAGUAUGCAGGAAGUGUAGGACCUUUCGUGGGAAAGUGGCAGACCUGCAGAGGCGGAGGCUCAGCUAAGCGGACCACCUGGGAGGGAGGACAUAGGGUGCCAACAGUAGCUUAUUGGCCCGGGAGGAUCCCUGCAAACACCACCAACUCCGCCCUCCUCAGUGGAAUGGACAUCUUCCCAACCCUUCUGUCCCUGGCAGAGGUAACUCCGCCCUUAGACAGACGUUACGAUGGCAUUGACGCCACAAAUAUCUUCCUGCGUGGUGAACAGACUGGUCAUGAGUUUCUGUUCCACCCUAACAGCGGUGCUGCGGGAAAGUUUGGUGACCUGCAGACUGUGCGAACAGAGACACACAAGGCUUUCUACAUCACAGGUGCAGCUGAGGCAUGUGGCGGUGCAACAGGAAUGCAGCAGCUAUAUGACCCGCCGUUGAUAUUUGAUCUAGAGCGCGACGAGGCUGAGGAAACACCCCUGGAGGUCGAGACACCUGAGUACAAGGCGAUAGCGGAAAGGGUCGCCCGUGCGAGGGAGAAGUUGUUAUGGGACAUUGCCACCGACCAGUCUGUGUCCACAGCAGACUACAGCACAGACAUAUCAGCAUCGCCCUGCUGUGACCCAACACAGCCUGUGUGCCGCUGCCACACAGUGGACUAAGGGGUGGAGAAACCGCACAAACACACACAAACACACACAAACACACAAUGGGCUGAAAGAGAAGAAAACAGACGACGAAAACAGACGACGCAAACAGACGUGGAGACAAAUAUCUCCUUUAGAUGUGCUCAGCGGUUUGUUUGGAGGGUGCGUUUUUUGUCAAGAAUGCAGAAAUGUGCAAACAUACAGAGAGCAAAGAGUUGCAGGUGGCUGAACUUUGACCAGUUGGUAUUGUGAGAUCAAU